UCUGUUGCUGCGUUGGUUCAGCAGUCUCCGAUCAGACUCGGUCUAGACCUGCCUGGUGGACGAAAGCGCCAUGGUAUACAUUGACAGACCCAGUGUGCUGCCAGCAGCCAUGAUGGCCAACGUCACAAGGCAAUUAGAGCCAUCGGACCCUUCCGCUUACUCAUACGAGGUGAAAAUGUUGGGAUGGAACACUCCGCCUGAGUACAUGGAAUUCGUCAACCCGCACUGGAAGUCGUUCGAGACUCCGAAUCCAUACCUGCACUACAUGCUGGGUGUGUUCUACAUCUUCUUCAUGUUUGCCGCCCUGUGCGGAAAUGGCGUCGUUAUCUGGGUCUUCUCCAGCGCCAAAAGCCUCAGGACUUCCUCGAAUAUGUUCGUCGUCAAUCUGGCAGUACUGGAUUUCAUCAUGAUGCUGAAGACGCCGGUGUUCAUCGUGAAUUCCUUUAACGAAGGACCUAUCUGGGGCAAGCAGGGGUGCGACAUUUUCGGCGUCAUGGGGUCGUACGCUGGCGUCGGAGGAGCCGUGACAAACGCUGCCAUCGCCUUCGAUAGAUACAAAACGAUCGCCAAGCCAUUCGAGCCAAAAAUCAGCCGAGGGACGGCCUUCCUAAUGGUCCUUGGAAUUUGGGCCUACGCUACCCCCUGGACCGUUCUACCUCUCCUGAACAUCUGGGGUAGAUUCGUUCCCGAGGGAUUUCUGACAACCUGUUCCUUCGACUACCUGACGCAGAAUGAAAACACGAGAACCUUCGUAGCCUGUAUCUUCUUCUUCGCUUUCAUCUUGCCAGGCACUUUCAUCGUAUUCUUCUACAGUCAGAUAUUCAGUCAUGUCCGUUCGCACGAGAAUGCAAUGAGAGCCCAGGCGAAGAAAAUGAACGUGGAGAACCUGCGCAGCGUGGGAUCGAAAGAGGAGCAAGAGAAGACUGCCGAAAUACGUAUAGCCAAAGUCUGCAUGGGUCUGUUCUUCCUCUUCCUCGUCUCAUGGGUCCCUUACGCUACCGUCGCCCUCAUCGGAGCUUUUGGAGACAGGAGUAAACUGACGCCUUUGGUAUCCAUGUUACCCGCCCUUACUUGCAAGACCGUGGCUUGCAUCGACCCGUGGAUAUACGCCAUCAAUCACCCCAGAUACAGGCUAGAGCUACAAAAGAGGCUUCCGUGGUUCUGUAUCCACGAGGAUAAACCUCAAGAGAAUUCCUCUCAGACAUCAAAUGCUACAGAGAAGGCUUAGACUCAAGGAGAAGAAGAGGACAAUAAAUUCUUGUUAACUUCCUUUAAUUUAACCAUUUUUAUUUCUAAAAAUUAUGUCCCGUGAUCCUUUUUUUUCCAAUCUUCAUCUAUCAGCCUAUAGUUUCCUCGGGAGUCCAGACUCCAGAGGUUUCUGUGAACACACAAUUAAGGCAGUCUCUUCUAACCUUCAUUUUCCUUUAAAACAAGACGACCCUUCGCUAACGAUGACGGCAGAUUCUACUUUUCUGGGUGGUUUUGUGAAACGAAGUAAUUCGAAUUCCUUGUAGUGAGACCUUUGUCCCAGUUUCUGGGAAGUUUCCUUCAUAUUUCUCUUUAACCCUUGUCCUCUAGUAAUAAACCCCGCAAG
This is a messenger RNA of Macrobrachium nipponense, 1594 nucleotides long. RefSeq names its product opsin, ultraviolet-sensitive-like. Lineage: Eukaryota; Metazoa; Arthropoda; Malacostraca; Decapoda; Palaemonidae. Bases 71 to 1228 code for a protein of 385 amino acids. Gene Ontology annotation, cellular component: plasma membrane. Gene Ontology annotation, molecular function: G protein-coupled photoreceptor activity. The record is from RefSeq and is a predicted model, not a curated record. Gene Ontology annotation, biological process: phototransduction; cellular response to light stimulus; visual perception. The transcript is spliced from 9 exons.